UAUUCAUUCCUCAUUCUCUCUCUGACUCACGCUGAUGCUCAAUGAUGGCGGACAGUGCGAGUGAGAGCGACACGGACGGAGCCACCCCUCAGUGCUCCUCAUCCUCGUCCUCCUCCAUCCUCAUCUCCUCGUUCCGUCUCGAGGAGCUGACGAACCGCCUGGCAUCUUUACAGCAAGAGAAUAAAGUGCUGAAGAUCGAGCUCGAGACGUUUAAGCUGAAGUGUAAAGCUCUGCAGGAGGAGAAUAGAGACUUGCGCAAAGCCAGUGUCACCAUACAAGCGAGAGCAGAGCAAGAAGAAGAGUUCAUCAGUAACACCCUGUUCAAGAAGAUUCAGGCACUGCAGAAAGAGAAAGAAACUCUAGCAGUCAACUAUGAAAAGGAAGAGGAGUUCCUCACCAAUGAGCUCUCUCGAAAACUUAUGCAAUUACAACAUGAGAAGGCUGAACUGGAGCAGCACUUAGAACAGGAGCAGGAGUUUCAAGUCAACAAACUGAUGAAGAAGAUCAAAAAGCUGGAGAACGACACAAUCUCCAAACAGCUCACCUUAGAACAGCUUAGUCGUGAAAAGAUCGAUUUGGAAAACACUUUAGAGCAAGAACAAGAAGCCCUAGUGAAUCGGCUGUGGAAACGCAUGGACAAACUGGAAGCAGAAAAAAGGAUUCUUCAGGAGAAGCUUGACCAGCCCGUCUCUGCUCCGCCUUCCCCGAGAGACAUCUCCAUGGAGAUUGACUCGCCUGAGAAUAUGAUGCGACACAUCAGAUUCCUUAAGAGUGAGGUGGAGCGGCUGAAGAAGAACCUCCGCACUGCAGAUAUACAGCAUACUGAGAAGAGGGCUCAGUACAUAGAAGAAGAGCGCCACAUGCGGGAGGAGAACAUCCGCCUGCAGAGGAAGCUCCAGAGGGAGGUGGAGCACAGGGAGGCCCUGUGCCGGCAGCUCUCUGAGAGCGAGUCCAGCUUGGAGAUGGAUGAUGAGAGGUACUUCAAUGAGAUGUCCGCUCAAGGCCUACGUCCCCGUACCGUAUCCAGCCCCAUUCCCUACAGCCCAUCCCCAUCCUCCAGCAGACCUAUCUCACCAGGGUUGUCAUAUGCGAGUCACACAGUGGGCUUCACCCCGCCAAGUACACUGACCAGAGCAGGCAUGUCCUACUACAACACACCCGGCCUACAUGUCCACGUAGGAGCCUCACACAGCAUUGCAAGACCCACCCCAAGAAGAAGCAACAGUCCAGACAAAUUCAAGCGGCCCACACCCCCUCCUUCCCCCAACACGCAGCCUGGCGUCCAUCCCCCGCCUCCCCCUCCACCCUCCGUGCAUCCGACAUCAUCCCAGGCAACUCCACUGCAGCCGCAGCAGUCCUUGCAGCCAUAGAUCAGGGACUUGAAACAGAGCUGCUUCAUUGUAACAUCCCUCAAGCCAAAGGCUUAACAGUCCUCAAUGUCUUCAUUCUCUCGCUCUGAAACCAUUCAUCUGUGUUGUGCUCAUAGUUCUGUGUUUGGAAGGGUUUUUUGUGUCCACUAAAGAUGGUGUGUGAGGUGAAGGCAUUUCCAGCUCAGAGGGAAUGAACAUCUCUUCAGUGUAUUAGCAAGUACUUACUGCUUUGGCAUCAGUGUGUGUCAAGCCAUCUACACCCAUAGUGAUCUCUUAGAAAUUGCUUGGUCAUAGACCGACAAAAAAUACUAGGAAAUUAUGUGGUCAUAUAUUUUUCAUAGUUGAAUAUUUUUCCAGUGUUCAGACACUUUAAAAGUGUCAUCCAGUGUGGACCAGCCAGACAUUACAGAGAGCCACAGGUGUGCUUCUGUACUCCAGACAGAAUCGUGGUCAAAGCAGCAAAUGGCCUAAUAAGGAUAAAUCUGCGACCCAAUAUCACUUGAAUUAUUGGUUAAUAAUUCAUAGGAUAGUGUCUCAGAAAGGGAUAAAAAAAAAAAUCGCAAGAAAUAUGCUUUCGGUAGUUUCUUCAUAAACACAUUUGGAAAGCAAGACAGCAAAAUUCAUUAGUGACAAGUCUCCCAAAGAGGUGUCCAGGUCAAAUUUCUACUAAAAUCUGAAAAAAUAAAUAAAUGAUAAUAAUGUAAAUAUAUAAAAAAAAAAAUUCCUCUCUCACAAAUUUGUGAGGGGAGGGGGGGGGGGGAAUCUUGCAAUAAAUAAAUUAAGUUUUUUUUUGUUUGUUUGUUUUUUUGAGUGAAAUAUGACCUGGACAGUAAGUGACACCCUAGUAAGUGACUUUUUUUUGUUUUUGUUUUUUUGCAGUGUUGCAGUGUUCACAUGAGACAUGCGGUAGAUGACUUGGUGUUUUGUGGCUGCUGCAGAUGCAAUGUGUUGUUGGCAUCUGCCAGACUUUAAUCUUCCUGGUGGGUUCUAAAAGCCUUUUUAUAAUUUAGCAAGACACUUAAGAUAUUAAAUGGCGUAGAUUAGAAAAGACUACUAUGUGUAUGUAUAGAGGGUUUGUCUUGUUUUUUUUUAUUACAAACACACCUGCAGCUCUUUUAUGCUAAACAGUGUCUGGUACCACUGUGAUAUUUUUUUCUUACUUAAGAAUAUACUGACCUAUAAAAAUUAAUUACGAUAAUUGUGAAAGUAAGUGAGUUAAAGUGUGUAAAAAUAGACUUUUGUAUGCUUUGAAAAAAAAACAAAAAAAAAAACUGUUUUUGAGUUCAUCUUAGACCCUCCUGUCAUUGGAGAGCUUUAGUUUUCAGCUAUUUUCAGGAUUCUCUCAGAGAUACCAAAUAAAUCAGAAAUUGAGUAGGUGCAGCUGAACAUGCCGAACAACAGAAAAUAAGGAAGCGCUUCUUAUUUACUGUGAACAGCUAUCAUUUCCUGCAGAUCAAAGUAUACAAAUGAUUCAUUUCCUGGUACUAACCAGCUGGAUUGCAGUUAAAUUGUCUGUGAUAGGUUAGCUGUGGCCAGGUGAACGCUAGGCUGUGUUGUUGAACAAGAUCUCAUAAAAACAUCACUGCUGCAGCAUGACAUCAGAGCUUUUCAGAUUUACUACAGGGUGUCUAUAAAAUCGUUUCUUCUCAUCUUUUAUUUUUUACCAUGUAUUCUUUGAGAGCACAAUUCAUUAGAUUGAGCAGAAGAACCAGGAAUAUAUUUAAUAUUUCACUUUUGUUUACCUUUUUACUGUCAUCAUUGUAAAUACUCAUGGCUUUGUAUAGAAAAAGAUUUCAAUUUUACCAGAGCUACGUUUUGUCCUUUCCAUCUCCACCCAGCUUUUGAGACGAAUGAAUGUAACGUUUGCUCAUUUUACUGCUAUCAUUAACAGAUGGGACACCUUUGAGCCUUAACUCACUGCGGUAUUGCUAAAUGUAAGCAUCGUCUAGCUUUUCCCACAUUAUAUCAAAGCCUUAAUAUGUGGUUGAUGUUGCUCAGUGAUUAGAUUGCUCCAUUUUAAGCAGGUGCAAGAUGUGCAUUGCAUCAUUUGUAAAGCAAGAACAUGCUACAUUAUGUAAUGGUUAUUUUGGUUAUUAAAAUGAUGAUUAUCCUAACUGAAGAUCUCAAAUUGAUGUAAGAACUCGUGACCCUGCACUGUCUUUUCAAGUAUUUCUUUCCUUUAUGAAGCUAAAGCACUUUUUACGUCACUCUGGAUAAAAGCAUCUGCUAAAUGCCUUAAAUAUAAAUGCUUCGACGUGAUUGAAAUGCAUUGCAAAUGUACCACCUUUACACUAUGUCAGUUGUCAACAGAUGAUAUUGUUACACCAACUUCAAUUUCACUGUUUCACCAUGUUAAAAAAGUAAAAGUCAUGUAUUCUUUGAGGAUUUGAGAAAUCUUGUGACGCAUUUGAGAUAUGUUGUGGUAGUACUGUGAGGAAACCUUUCUGGUAGCUUUUGGUCUUGUGAUAUAUAUUUUUUGUUUCCACGAUCUGUUGUACUGAGCUUUAUCUUUGCAGUGCAUUCCCGUUCAAAAAGCCCUUGCUUUGAUACUGUGAGAAAGUUAGCACACCAGCAACAUGAGUGUCUUGCCUUUGGCAGAAUCUCAAGGGCCUGCUUUGAUGAAGAUGGAUGACUUAAAAUGUGCAUUUUUCAGUUUUAUGUUUAUUUGUAUGAUCACAAAACGGAUAGUAAAGAGCUGGAAACUG
Messenger RNA from Cyprinus carpio (common carp), 4075 nucleotides. RefSeq names its product coiled-coil domain-containing protein 6-like. The record is from RefSeq and is a predicted model, not a curated record. Lineage: Eukaryota; Metazoa; Chordata; Actinopteri; Cypriniformes; Cyprinidae.